Rubroshorea leprosula is the source of this 1044-nucleotide messenger RNA. The record is from the annotation of a GenBank genome assembly. NCBI's taxonomy places the organism in Eukaryota, Viridiplantae, Streptophyta, Magnoliopsida, Malvales, Dipterocarpaceae.
GUCUCUCCGAUAAUUCCUUCUCUCUUUCUGCUCCUUCCAUCUCAAUUCUCUUGUUCCCAAUUUCUCUCCUCAAUCCUUUCAACAGAUUUUUUGAUCGGAUUAUUUAAUCAAAUUGUCCAGAUCUGCUGUUUAAAGAAUUGAAUAAGAGAAACUCACAGAUCUAAGAAUCGUACGGAGGAGAAAUAUGGCGGAGGAGCACAGAUGCCAAGCACCGGAAGGCCACCGUCUCUGCGCAAACAAUUGCGGUUUCUUUGGUAGUCCGGCGACGAUGAAUCUCUGCUCCAAAUGUUACAGAGAUUUCUGUCUCAAAGAACAACAGCAAGCGUCCAUCAAAUCCUCUCUCUCCUCUCCUUUGUCGUCAUCAGCAGCAGCGAUCGAAUCCGUAUCUCCUCCGCCUGCGUUGACUCUACCGGUGGUCAAGGUUGAUGCACCGGUCCCUGUCGAGGAAAACGCGGCGGCGGUUGCGGACCAACCGCGGCAGCAGUCGAACCGGUGUAUGUUUUGCAGGAAGCGGGUCGGGUUGACCGGGUUUAAGUGCAGGUGUGGAACCACUUUCUGCGGGAUGCACAGGUACCCGGAGCAGCACGGGUGCACCUUCGACUUCAAAAAGGUCGGGAGAGAGGAGAUCGCCAGGGCCAAUCCGUUGGUCAAAGCCGAGAAACUGGAGAAGAUUUGAUGUGGAGCGUCGGAUCUGUCUACUUCCGGUUGAAGAGAAAAUGUCAAAAUAUCGAAAAAAAAUUAUUAAAAAAAAUGUAAGAAACGACGACGUUAUUUCGGUGGAGACCAUCGUUCGAUCAGAACCGUUCUCUUGCAAAGUGGGGCGUAAUCUGCUGAAUCAUGGGGCUUGACAAAAAAUAAUUUCAAUGUCUCUUUAUCUUUAAAAAUAAGUUUUUUUUUUGUUUUUUUUUUUAAUUUUAAAAUUAUGUGGGGGUUUGGUAUGUGUAAAAAAUUAGAAAGGGCCUCUCAUUUUAUCUAUUGGGUGAAAAAAUGGAGUGCAAUUCCGUGUACAUUCUUGCUGGUUGGUCUUUCUUUUUUAUUUGUUAG